CAAACAUUAGUAAAACUGCGCGGACACAAGUGUUACAUUGGUUUUCUAAGGGCUGUGGACCAGUUUGGUUUGUGUGUUUUCUUACAUCAUUUUUUAGGCAACAUUGUUUUAAGUGAAGCCAUCGAACGUGUGUUUGUUGGGACAAAAUAUGCUGACAUAAACCUUGGUAUUGUACUGGUUCGCGGUGAGAACAUCUCGCUCAUUGGUGAGCAGAAACAAGAUUACAAUGUUCCGUCGACAUUUGAGAAAGUGUCUGAAGAAGAAAUUUUCACCCUGCAGGCCAAACUCAUAGCCGAGCGCAAAGAAGCCCACAAGCGGCGAGCUGACUUACUUGCCUCCCGUGGUAUAGCUUGGUUGGACCAUGACUUCUUGGACGACGUGUAA
Messenger RNA from Mesocestoides corti, 384 nucleotides. Lineage: Eukaryota; Metazoa; Platyhelminthes; Cestoda; Cyclophyllidea; Mesocestoididae. The record is from the annotation of a GenBank genome assembly.